Messenger RNA from Dendroctonus ponderosae (mountain pine beetle), 2709 nucleotides. RefSeq names its product tyrosine-protein kinase receptor torso (gene tor). Lineage: Eukaryota; Metazoa; Arthropoda; Insecta; Coleoptera; Curculionidae. The transcript is spliced from 12 exons. The record is from RefSeq and is a predicted model, not a curated record. The coding region runs from base 1 to 2553 and encodes 850 amino acids. Gene Ontology annotation, cellular component: signaling receptor complex. Gene Ontology annotation, biological process: protein phosphorylation; multicellular organism development; positive regulation of kinase activity. Gene Ontology annotation, molecular function: transmembrane receptor protein tyrosine kinase activity; protein binding; ATP binding.
AUGGCCGUCGAACGCAAAAGCCUGCAGCUUACCAUUAAAAUAAACAAACUAUUCAGAUCGAUCAAUCUCAAGCCCCAUUUUGCAAUGGUAAUCCGAUGUGUACAGGAUGGAAGAUCGGAAUUAUUCAUCGAACUGGGUUGGUUGCGCGUUUAUUUUGCUCUCAGUGUCUGGAACAUGUUCUUUAAGUGCUUCGUGAUUUUAGUGGGCGGUUUUCAACAAGCCAGUGCUCUGAAAGUGUGUUUGGAUUGCUUGCAGGACAUUCCGGCCAAUGGAUGCGUUAUUGAGUCUUCCUACCCGGCAAUCGGUUCUUGUUUGCACUCUUUUGAUUUGGAGGCCGCACAACCAAACUCUCUGCAGGCUCCAAAUCUGGUUUGCCGGGAGGAGAGUUCGAUGACGUUCAGCUGGCAGAAUUCUAGUGGUCUGUAUUAUUUCCUCCAGUAUCUGCAAGCAUCCAACCAGGCGAUGCUCACAAACCUGACCAACCGCAAUACUCAAACAAUAUACAACCUAAUUCCCCAUCAGGAGGUGCUAGUAAGCCUCUAUGCAGCCGCCCCCAGCAAGGAGUUGUGGCAGAAAAGCCCCCCAGUGGAAGUGCGACCUUUGGAGACCCUCAAGCGCACGCCCGUCCAAAAUUUGAACGUUUCACUCAAUUACACUGGGCAAGGAUACAACGCCCUCAUUUCCUGGAAGCCUGGAUCAGACAUGUCGUGCUACUACGAAAUGGUGUGGUAUGGAAAGAGGCAACCGGGGGAUUUCAGCCAGCGCAGGCUGAGCUUGAAGCAGGCGCUGGAGCCGCAGUUUCUGCUGCCCGACUUGGAAUUGGGGCGGCAGUACCAUUAUUCUAUUGCUUCAACCGAUGGAAGUGGCCGCUUGGAGAGUCCAAAGCGCUACCUAAAGAUUUCAGUGCCCAGUUGCUUGCAGACUUUUAGAAAUUUGUCUGUUUGUGCCCCGAGUAAACCGAGCAACUUCACAGCGCUGAACUUGCCAGCCUCCGGGCUCCAGUUGAGCUGGGCCAGACCCUCAUUGCUUCCCCUCUUCUACAGCAUUGAUUUCUCUUCGCGGUCUUCCACAGCAUCUGUAAAUUCUUCUGGGGAAGCCACCAGUUUAACAUUGAGAAACGUCUCACUUGGAGACCAGGACCUUAUCAAACUGGUGGCCCAUUCCAGGGCUGGGGCCAGUCCGCCUGCCUACACCCGGGGCCUUGCCCCAAUUAGCAACAAUUAUUCCAGCAUGGAGAAAGAGUCUGGGGGGCUCCUGAUGUGGAGCCUAAUGGCAUGUGGGGUAGCCCUAGUUGGGGUGCUGGUGAUCUGGAGGGUUCUAGCGAGACGCAUGCCGUUUGAAGAAGGCACGAGCGAACCAGCGGUAAGAUACACCACCACUGAAGCAGAAGACUCCAAGUGGGAGUUGGUGGAGUCGAAGCUGUUGGUUGACCGGGUGAUUGGGUGCGGGGCCUUCGGUAUCGUCCAGAAGGGCUUCUACUACUUGGAACCCAACAAGAAAACCCCCGUAGCCAUCAAGACUUUGAAAGUUCGGCCCACUCCUGAGCAGCUGGCUCAGUUCUACGAUGAAAUAGACAUUAUGAAAUCAGUGCCGUAUCACACCAACAUUGUGUUCCUGUUUGGGGUGGUGACCAAACACCGUCCAAGCAACCCUCUGAUGCUGGUGGAGUAUUGCGCCAAGGGUGACCUGCAUACUUACCUGAAAAAUGUGGCUUUUGUCCUGCAGAGCAACUCACCUGCAGAGCAGGAAAAAUGCGCGGAUCAGUUCUUCAACAAGUGCUAUGACCUGGACCUGUCCGGAAAGGAGAAUCUUUUUAUCCUGGAAGCAAAGGACUUGCUGUCGUUUGCCAGGCAGAUUGCCGUGGGCAUGGUGAGCGGAAGGUUCCCAAAACCCAGAAACCCUGCAGUUUUCUUGCAGGAGUUCCUGUCCAACCUCAAGAUGAUCCAUCGGGAUCUGGCCGCCCGCAACGUGCUGAUCAGUGAAAACAACAUUCUGAAAAUCUCCGACUUUGGGCUGAGUAGGGAUAUCUACACGGACAACGUCUACCGAAAAGUCACUGGAGGAAAACUGCCGUUCAAGUGGAUGGCUUUGGAGUCGCUCACACAUCAGGUCUACACCACUGAAAGCGAUGUGUGGUCUUUUGGAAUCGUGUUAUGGGAAAUCAUCACUUUAGGCGAGAAUCCUUAUCCGGUUGUUAAUACUGAGGAUCUGGUGGCGCUGCUGAAGGAAGGCUACCGGAUGGAGUGCCCCAUUAACUGCAGCCAGGAAUUGCAAGUAAGCAGGAAAUCAACUUCAACCAAUGAGGGCGAAUGUUUCAGGUACAACACGAUGCUGGACUGCUGGGAAAGUUCCCCCAAUCUGAGACCUUCAUUCAGGCAGCUGAGGGAGACUUUCGACCGGCUGUUGGAGUCGGAGGUUCAGUACAUUAACCUGAAAGGGGCUUGGAAUCUGGAAUGGAAGCGUUAUGAGAAUGUUGAUCCGGAUUUGAGGGCCAAUCUGGAUGGCUCCAAUAGUUAUAUGGAGGCGGAUGUUGUGGUGAAGGAAGUUACCUAAAAUCUGCUGGAGGUUCGUGUCAUUCUAAGGCCACGCAGUAGUAAAACGAGGUUCUUUAGCAAAAAAAUGUGUUUUUUUGAACAAGGUCACUUCUGCUGCAUUCUUAUUAGCCGGCAGUUUUAGACCCGCCUGUAGAAAAAAAUUGCAUUCGAAAAU